AUGCGAUUCCAAGACUGGUUUCUCCCUCUUGCUCUGCUGGGCGCGGGCAUCUCGCCAGCUCACGCCUGGCCGACCACUGGACAUCUGGCGCGAUUGAUGGCCAAAUCGACUCAUGGUGCUGAGAAACGAUGCCCAUUUGCUGACAUCCGGGCUGGGAUUGAGAAAGCAAUCGAGAAGCGAUCCUUGCUUGAGCCGACAUCCUCCCCGAUUGACAUCUCCGGAGAGCAUUCCUUCCAGCCGCCGGACUUCAGCAACGGAGACCAACGUGGGCCAUGUCCGGGUUUGAACGCGUUGGCAAAUCAUGGAUAUAUCCCCCGUAAUGGCGUUGUCACGAUGGCUGAUGUGAUCCCUGCCAUUAACCAAGUCUACGGUAUGGGACUGGAUAUCAGCACCAUCCUCGCCGUCAUGGGCACCGUAUUCGUCGGAGAUGUCCUCUCCCUUGCCCCGGGCUUUUCCAUCGGAGGUUUCUCUCCGGCGGUCCAAAAUAUUUUGGGCAACCUGGAGGGUCUUCUCGGCGAGCCCCGAGGCCUCAAUGGCUCCCACAACAUCAUCGAAGCCGACUCGUCCAACACCCGGGAUGAUCUCUACGUGACGGGCGACAACACCCGUCUCAACCUGACCCAGUUUAUCGAAUGGUACCAGAUGGCCGACCAGGACGGCAACAACGGCACUUUCAGCAUGGACCUGAUGGCCAAACGGGCCAAGAUCCGCUUCGAGGAGUCCAUCGCGACGAACCCCAACUUCUACUACGGGCCUUUUACUGGGGCGAUUGCGCGUAAUGCAGGCUAUAUCUUUCCGGGUCGGUUCUUCCGCAAUUACUCGGCGGAGAAUCCCGAGGGUGUUCUCACCAAGGAAAUCGUCAAGAACUUCUUCGCUGUCUACGGUGAGGACGGCAAUCUCACCUACAAGGAGGGCUGGGAGAGAAUUCCCGAGAACUGGUACCGGAUGCCUGUGGACUAUACUCUGGUGCAGUUGAAUCUCGACUUGCUGGACUUUGGCCUGAAGUACCCGGAGCUGCUGAGCAUCGGCGGUAACACCGGCACGGUCAACAGCUUCACCGGCGUCGACAUCGCCAACCUGACCGGCGGCGUCCUCAACGCGGCCACUCUGCUGGAGGGCAACAACCUGCUGUGCCUGGUCUUCGAGGUCGUGAAGACAGUCAGCCCCAACCUGCUGUCGGGCAUCUGGGCCACGCUGGCUCAGCCCCUGGAGCUCAUCACCAAUGCGAUCGACACGCCGCUGCUCAACCUGUCCUGCCCGGCUUUCAAGGACCUCCAAAUUGGCGGGCAGCCGAUCUGGGAGGCGCUGAAGAACGACUUUCCCGGUGCGAUGAUGAGCAACAGCACGCUCUAG
Molecule: messenger RNA, 1353 nt
Organism: Rasamsonia emersonii CBS 393.64
Lineage: Eukaryota; Fungi; Ascomycota; Eurotiomycetes; Eurotiales; Trichocomaceae
Product: Oxidase
Exons: 7
Coding region: 1-1353 (450 amino acids)
Molecular function (GO): peroxidase activity
Source: RefSeq, a predicted model, not a curated record